This is a messenger RNA of Raphanus sativus (radish), 832 nucleotides long. RefSeq names its product oleosin S2-2. NCBI's taxonomy places the organism in Eukaryota, Viridiplantae, Streptophyta, Magnoliopsida, Brassicales, Brassicaceae. Bases 91 to 663 code for a protein of 190 amino acids. The record is from RefSeq and is a predicted model, not a curated record. The transcript has 2 exons. Gene Ontology annotation, biological process: seed oilbody biogenesis; response to freezing; lipid storage. Gene Ontology annotation, cellular component: membrane; monolayer-surrounded lipid storage body.
ACAACUUAUAUACCUCUUAUACCCCUUUUGUGUUUUCUUUGUUUUUGUUUAGACUUUGCUUUUUAGUAGUUCUAAAUCAUAUCAAUCGCUAUGGCAAAUGUGGACAGGCGUGUGAAUGUCGACCGUACUGACAAAGGACUUCAACUUCAGCCGCAUUACGAAGACCGUGUCGGUUAUGGAUAUGGUUACGGUGCUGGUGCUGAUUACAAGAGUCGUGGCCCUUCCACUAACCAAAUCGUGGCACUUAUAGCAGGAGUUCCAAUUGGAGGCUCAUUGCUAGCCUUAGCUGGACUCACUCUAGCCGGUUCGGUGAUAGGUUUCAUGCUCUCCAUUCCACUCUUCCUCCUCUUCAGUCCGGUGAUUGUUCCGGCCGCUCUAACCAUCGGGCUAGCUGUAACCGGAAUUUUGGCGUCAGGGUUAUUUGGUCUGACGGGUCUUAGCUCAGUCUCGUGGGUCCUAAACUACAUCCGUGGGAGGAGUGAUACUGUGCCGGAGCAAUUAGACUAUGCUAAGAGGCGUAUGGCUGAUGCAGUAGGCUAUGCUGGUCAGAAGGGAAAAGAUAUGGGGCAGUAUGUGCAGGAUAAAGCUCAUGAAGCCCACGAUACUAGUCUGACCACUGAGACCAACGAACCGGGUAAGGCAAGGAGGGCCCAUAUAGGGUAAGUAUGGAAGAACCCUCUGUUGUGGGCUUUUGUUGGAAAGGCAAUUAUGUAAUUUUACUCUUGUGUCCCAGUUUUUUUCUUUUACAAUAUAUUGUCAAUGUGUAAGUUUGUUUUGUCGUGUCCAAAUAAAAUAUUUUGUGGGUGAAAUAAGAAUAGAACUGUUGUCUGUU